Molecule: messenger RNA, 3249 nt
Organism: Acanthoscelides obtectus
Lineage: Eukaryota; Metazoa; Arthropoda; Insecta; Coleoptera; Chrysomelidae
Source: the annotation of a GenBank genome assembly
UCAAUCAUCUACCCAUCUGUCAGUGUCAGUACAUUAUUUGUAAACAAAGCCAUUGAAUCCCUAAUUUUUAUAUUCAUUAUUAAAAAAGUCAAUCAAAAUUGCAAUUGGAUAUCCUACGCCCAGUCGCCAACAUAUGGAAAGGAUAUAUUAUUGUCAUUCAAGAUAUAGCCUUCAUCAUGUUACCUGAGUAUAAAGAAAGGAUAGUCAAGAACUUUGUGUCUCUUAUGAAGGAGUGUAAUAUAAACGUAUUAACAAAAUUACUGGUCGAAAAGAAAGUGUUCACAGUUAACGAAAUCAACAAAAUUCUUGGCAGUAACGAUGCUCGCCAUAACAAAAGGGUAUUCUUCUUUGAAUUACAAAAGAAGGAGCAAAGAGCUUUUGCUGUAUUGCUGGAGUGCUUGAGGGAAACUGGCCAAGGUCAUCUUGCUGAUACGCUACAGUAUAAACGAACAGGUGCCAAGGUAUUCAAUCAAGCAGUAUGUGAUGAUGAUGGAGGUAUUUCCCCGAAAAUUUCUGUGCCCAUCCAUGUUGAUCCGUCAACGUCACCACUCAGUAUUAAAGUUGAACAUUCUAGAAAUUUUUUUGACACCAUCGAGCACAACAAAGGAUUCGAAUAUUAUUAUUCAAGGGCCAAAACGAGGGGUAGAGCUCUUAUCAUAAACAAUUAUGAUUUCGGUGCAAAAAUGGAAUAUAGAAAUGGAGCAACGGUGGAUAAUAACAAUCUGAAAAGCUUGUUCAAGCAGAUGGGAGGAUGGGACAUCCAGAUGUAUGAGAAUAAAACUGCUGCUGAAAUGUUGAUGAUAAUUAAGAAUUUUGCACAAGACAAGAAAAAUAAACAUUACAAUGUAUGUUUUGUCAUUAUAAUGAGUCAUGGAUGUGAAAUCAACAAUAAAACUAUAAUAUAUGGAAUAGAUGGAAGCUUUUUAUACGAAUGCAAGAUACAGGAAGAGUUCAACAAUGAACACUGCAAACUUCUUUUAGCUAAGCCUAAGAUAUUAAUUUUCCAUGUCUGUAGAGGGAAUAAUUUGGACUACUCAACAAAGCAAGUGACUGAAACUGAUUCAGCAGUCAGGGAUAUGGAAAUGUUGAACAUGAGGACACAAGAGGAUAUGUUAAUUGGUUAUUCAACAUUACUUGGUUAUAAAACGCACAGAGAUGCCCACAGAGGAUCAUGGUACAUUGAAAUAUUGUGUGAAAAGUUCAUGAAGUACGCUCACGACACACCGGUUGACGACUUACUGUCAUUGAUUGAUCAGGGUCUGAGACGAAGAAUGUCCGAGUAUUACACCAUGCAAACAGCGGAAAUGAGCAAUAAGGGAUUUAAAAAGUUGUAUUUGCAUCCUGGUAUAUAUUAUGAGGAUGAUGCCAUUAAGACAUUUUUUAACUAAAUAUGAUUUUAUGAUUAUACAGGUCCGGGAUAAGGUGACGUUUUCUUUGAGGUAUAUUUUGCUACAGGUUUCUAUGAAAAAAUGUCGCUUUGGAUAUACAAAAUCCCCUAAAGGACGCGGCUGAAAAUCAGUUUUUCUUUAACAACUUCUGAAUGACACUGUAUAUUCCAACGAAAUUUUUACAGUACUGUAGAUCACUUUGGAGGCCUGAGUAGACGAGUUAGUAAUUGGUCGAGGCUCGCGGGUUCGAAUCUCCGCUCGGAAGUUAAUUCCGAGCCAUGGAUGUUGUGUUGUGUGUUGUCUAUAUCACGCACUAGCGCGGUUAAGAUCAAUAAUAAUAAUAUUUAUUCAAACAGGAUGGCAACCAAUCACAGGAACAUGCAAUAAUAAACAUUAAGUCUCUUGUGUUUUGCAUUUAAGACAUGAAUGAAAAAUAUUGUUACAGGAAAUAAAAACAUAAACAUGAAUAUGAAUGACAGUAAAAUUGACACAAAAUGAUAUAUAUAUCUAAAAAUUACCGCGCUAUUUGCAAAAAUAAUCAUUACUGUUAAGCGCCGCAUAUGUUUGCGCACCUGAAUGGUAUCAUUAUUGAUUUCUUUGCAACUUUAUAUUUGUUUUAUUUUAAAUAGGGGACUUAUGAUUUUUUUUAAGAAUCAAAACCCUGUUUAUAUCUUUGAAUGAAUUUAUUUCUGGAUAUUAGCACGACAAAGGCAUCAACUUUUGUUUUUAUUUCAUAUUUACGAUUAUGCAUUUUCCAGUAAACAAUAAAUGUAGAAAUCGACGUUUUUUGUAAUAACAAAUUAAUAGUUACGACAAAUUGGCUGUGUAAGAUCUGAUUCUCAAGGUAUUUUCAUCCACUAAAUUUUUUUUUUAACACAACACCAAUAAUUUAUAACUAUUUUACGCGAAAAAGUGGUUUUCCAACUUUGACGUUUAAUAAAAAAGUUAGCUAGCAAAAUUUUCUUGAUGAGAAGCACUGUCUUAUACCCUCAAGGAUAUAAUUCCGAUGUAAAACUGUUUAUUACAAUUUUUCUAAAACAGAAGCUGGGUCUCUAGCCCAUUCAAUUUGUUAUUAUAUUGUUAAAAUUUCGUUAAAUUGUAGUGUGAUUUAAAAGUUACUUAUGAAAAACUGAUUACCUUCAGAAAUAUUUAUCGCCAUAAGAAAACCCCAUAGAAUUUUUUAUAGGAAUUUGUAACAUGAAAUGCGAAAGGCUUUCGCGGCCAUCAUCCAAUGUUAUUUCGUUGGUUUUUGGGUAGUUAGACCGUCGUAAAAUAUUUUUACUUGACGUUCCGCUAACACGAGUGGUUGACAUCUUCAGAAGAUGUUCACAGUGAACCACUGCCAUCUCCGCGGUCCUAGCUCAUAUUUAUGUGGCUCGGUUGUUCGGGAGAGCCCUUCGGAAAUCCUCGGCUGGCGCGCUCGGGAUGACUCGGCUGUUGUUUUGCCGAGGAUUACCGAAGAGCUCUCCCCACCACCCGAGCCACAUAUAAAUAUGAGCUAAGACCGCGGAGAUGUCAGUAGCUCACGGGGCUACGAACUGUGAACAUCUUCUGAAGAUGCCAACCACUCGUGUUGGCGAAACGUCAAGUAAAAAUAUUUUACGAACGCCACCAACCAAAUAAUUUGUAGCAUAUUUUUUUUUUGUGUUUAUAUUCACCUUAUUCUAGGACACACUGUAUACAUUUAUUUAGUAUUCCUGCAAUGUAAUUUAUACAUUUAGCUUUAUGAAUAGUACAAGUAUUUUUAUAUCAUAAAUUAUGAUGAAAUUAAUUAGGAACAAUAUAUGAUUUGUAAGUAGUUUUAAAUUUGUAAUUUUUAGGUACAAUACAAUUUUGCUACAGUUAAUAAAAUAUACUACCA